This is a messenger RNA of Pseudovirgaria hyperparasitica, 885 nucleotides long. RefSeq lists its product as uncharacterized. Lineage: Eukaryota; Fungi; Ascomycota; Dothideomycetes; Acrospermales; Acrospermaceae. The record is from RefSeq and is a predicted model, not a curated record. The coding region runs from base 1 to 885 and encodes 294 amino acids. The transcript is spliced from 2 exons.
AUGAACCCAUACGAAGCCAACCCGGACAACAUACCGCCCACAGACCGCUACGCAGACGUGCCUCUGUACGGCCGCUACCGUCCCCAGCCCACCGACUUCGUGCCUGAUGCAAAGCACAUCAAUCGCACCACGCCCGAGGCCCUAGAAUACUGGUCUACGGUCCUUGCGAAAUGCACCGAGUCGACCAGAAUCUACGAGAACCAGGACGGAGGGCGCGAUGUGUUUGCGCUCGGGGGCGUGAUUGUCAAGUCUAGUCACCUGAAGGAGCUGCUCCAAGGGCGACGGGCUCACCGCGACUAUUCGUACGCCGAUGCGAACGAGGUCGAGGCAAUUGCUCUUGCGAGGACGGUGUUGGAUGGCACCACAAAAGUCCCUCGGGUCUAUUUCGCAGCCAAGGUCAACGGACGAGAUGUGUUUGUGCAAGAGAGAAUCCCUGGAGUGGGCCUCAACGUAGCAUGGCAGUACAUCUCGCAGCGUCAGAAGACUUCCUUCAAGCAACAGGCACGAGAGAUACUACAGAGACUGCGCACAAUAACCCCGACAGUUGAGACCAGUCGCCGAUCAUACGUCAUUCCGGAUCCAGAUCCCGUCGAGCAUCGUGGCAUUCAGGAGCUCGAACGAGAAAUCAUCUUUGCAGAGGACAACAAAGACUCCGACCUCAGCCUCAUGCACAACGAUGUCUCGCAGUCAAACUGCAUUGUUGAUAACGAUCGGAUUGUUGGUCUCGUCGACUGGGAGAUGGCUGGAUUCUUUGGCUGGAAAACUGCGGCGAGCGUUCAUACUCAAAUACGAACUCCAAAGCGUGAGAACUUCGCUGCAAUCAAUCUGCCAGAGGAGAUGCUGAGCGAUAUCCUCUUCUGGAAUGACUUGUACGACGUGGAGUGA